Molecule: messenger RNA, 573 nt
Organism: Solanum dulcamara
Lineage: Eukaryota; Viridiplantae; Streptophyta; Magnoliopsida; Solanales; Solanaceae
Product: cytochrome c oxidase subunit 6a, mitochondrial-like
Exons: 4
Coding region: 98-379 (93 amino acids)
Biological process (GO): mitochondrial electron transport, cytochrome c to oxygen
Cellular component (GO): mitochondrial inner membrane
Molecular function (GO): enzyme regulator activity
Source: RefSeq, a predicted model, not a curated record
AGAUUCCAGAACAUUUUUGUCCUUUUUCGAUAUAAUAAAUCUUUUUUUAUAGUGUUAACAGUAAGCAGCGGAAAGAGUUUAGAAUUCACCGGAAUUAAUGGCGUCUGCUCUGAUCAAAUCUAGAAUUCACUCCGCCCUCCGCGGCGGUGCAUUCAAGAGGACUUUCUCUUCUUCCUCCCACCAUGACGAGGCCCGUGAAGCAGCUAAGUGGGAGAAAAUUACUUAUGUUGGAAUAAUUACGUGCACUAUUCUUACAAUCUUUAAUCUCUCUAAGGGUCAUCCCCACUAUGAAGAGCCUCCUCCUUAUCCGUAUCUGCACAUUCGUAACAAGGAGUUUCCAUGGGGUCCGGAUGGUCUUUUCGAGAAGAAGCAUCACUAAUACGUGUAUAUAUAUGUGUAUAUCUAUAUAUAAUCUGUGAAGGCUUUAAAAAGUUAAACCUACAGCAUCAUCUAAGUUGUGUGAAAUAUGUUUGAAUUUACUUUAGAGGUCUUAUGUUGAUACUUAGCCAUAUCUCUGAUGUACUCUUAUUGUGCUGUCUACUAUGUUUUUUACAGUGUGCUGUCUACACAAUA